UAUAACCAUUGCAUUACUUACCUUGGUGAAUAUAACACUAUAAAUAAAAUGCCAUUAAAAUCGCAUUUCCUAGAAAAAAACACACACACACAAAAACAAAUUAUAAUGAAUGGACCUACAACAACACGUCAUUAACGUUGUAAACACGCAGCGAAACUGUCGGAAGGAAGGGAACGAGAGCGGGACUGGGAUAUGAAAAACUUUGACAAUGCUAAAGCUUUGUGCAAAAGAAACAGCAAUCACGUGAAAGGUGCGAAUUGAAAAGGGACGCAGACAACUUAAUUUACAUGUUUGCUUUAUCGCUGAUUCUGAUAACGGCUUAAUCGUGCCUCAACUCUCGCGUAAGCUCGCUCUCUUCGGGCUGCACUUGCCAACGCGCGUGCCCUCUCUCGCUCUAUCAGUCUCCGUCUCGUGUUCUCGUUCGACCGGCUUCACGUGCGCCGGUUCAAGUGCAGCUUCUAAACACAAAUAAUAACAGUUACAAGACCAACAACAACAACAACAACAGCUACACCGGCUGCAGCAGCUGGUGCAAACUAGUUCGAUAAUAUAUCGAAAAAGCCGCUCAUCAGCAAAAACAAAGAGCAACAACAAAAACCUGUUGCGAAGGUCAAUGAACAGGCAAAACACAAAACGCAAUUGCAAUGCACAGUUACUGUUGUUGUAUUUAUGUAUAAAUUAAUUAGUAUAUUUGUAGAAAACGCCAACAAGUUUUAAUUGCUUAAAAUUUGAAAUUCUUCUCGUUGCCUAAGUUAAAGUAAAUAAAAUAGCCAAAUUUAGCUAUAAAUCGAAAAGAAAAGACGUCACAAGAAGACGCAUGCAAUGCAGCCAUAAAUAAACUGUUAUUAAUGGAAAUCACAUGAAAACAAAAUUGAAAUGAAAUCACAACAAACACACAGACACAAAGGAAGCCACGCUGUCAACAAUAAAUUCUUUUCAAAUCACUUUUCUAGUAGCUGGAACUAGCUAAGUGUUCCGGGGAGCUGUUAGGGGUAGUUCCACAACAACAAGCAACAACAAUAACAACAAAAGUGUGCCAAGCGCACGUACAUUUUAUCAAUGCUCAGCGGGCAUUAGCGGUCCCAACGAAAAUUAUAUAUUAAAAGACACGCAGACACGCCGGAGACGGGCUGGAGUACGGCUAAUGAAGCGCUCGCCGGGCGAACGACAACAGCAACAACGACACUAAUGACGAUGAUAAUAAUGAUGACAAUAAUGAUGCGAAUGAUGACAAAACAUGGUUGGAGAAUGACAAGCGCCCACUAAUUAUGAUAAAUGCAAUGUAGAUAAUAAGCAAAAUCCCAAAGAACCAACAGCUCGAAGCAAGUAAAUCACACACACACACGCACGCAUACACACACACACUGCACAAGGAACUCCCGCGUGGAAACAAGAAAAUAAGAAAGAGGCAGAAGCAGAAGCAGAAGCGCCAACAAUGUCAAAAUAUCAAAAACUUGACAACGCGUUGGCACCCACAAUGCACGAUGACGAUUACGAUGAGAGUUUUUCACUCUAUGGGGAUGAUAAGCAGCAUCAACAGCAGCAGCAGCAGCAGCAUACCAAUCCUAGCAGCAAUCAUAUAAGACUGAAUAACAGCACUCACAUGCCAAAUGGUAAUCCCAAAUAUCACUAUAACUCCUCCCCCAACAACAACAACAACAACAGCAGCAGCAGCAAUGGGAAUGGGAGUGGCAAUGGCAAUCUGGAUCCAAUGAGAGGCAGCAGAGCCGAAGCCUUGGAUCUGGAGGAGCACACGUGGGAGGUGCCAUUGCUGCGCAGCGGCGGCGGCAGCAGCAGCAACAAUAGUCACAUUAAUUUGCAGCUGGAUACGAGCAUCGACACUUUUGUCGCCUGUCGCAGCGCUCAGCCGGGCUUUGGCGCGAACCUUAAAAGCAAAUCGGCGCAGGAGGCGAAAUUUAAAAUUCUGCUUGCAAUUUCGCUCUGUUGCAUAUUCAUGAUUAUUGAAUUCCUUGGCGGCUAUAUAGCCGGAAGUCUGGCCAUUAUGGCCGAUGCGGCGCAUUUGGCAUCUGAUUGCAUUAGUUUCGUCAUCGGCCUGGUCGCCAUUUGGCUGGGCGCCCGACCGCCAGAUGCACGCAUGUCCUUCGGUUACAAACGUUUUGAGGUCGUCGGCGCCUUGAUCUCCAUCCUGGGCAUUUGGCUGCUGACGGCAAUGCUCGUCAUUGUUGCCAUCGAACGCAUUUGGUCGCUGCAGUUCGAGCUAGAUGUUAAUGUCAUGAUGUGGAUAUCGGCCAUUGGCAUUGUCAUCAAUGUUGUCAUGAUGUUCGUAUUGCAUGGCUCCUGGUUUAUGGGGCCCAGUGGCCAUGGCCACAGUCACAGUCACGGUCACAGUCACAAUCACAAUCACAAUCACAGUCACAGUCACGGUGAUGGGCAUGGGCGUGAAACCAUUGGAAGCCCCAGCGAGGACGCGCAUAAUGUUGUCAUGGCAAAUGGCUUAAAGUCAAUCCAGCCCAAUGGGUCGAGCGAACGCAAUCUUAACCUGCGAGCCGCAAUGAUUCAUGUGAUUGGGGAUCUGGUGCAGAGCAUCGGCGUCUUUCUGGCGGCCAUACUAAUCAAAUUCUAUCCGGGCGCCAAGUUCGUGGAUCCAUUGUGUACGCUGCUCUUCUCGAUAAUUGUGAUUAUGACCACAGUGCAGCUGUUCCGUGAGUCUGUCGGCGUCCUCUUGGAUGCGGUGCCGCGGAAUGUGUGCCUGGCGACGCUGCAGCACGAGCUGUGCGGCAUUGAGGGUGUCAAAUCGGUACAUCAUGUGAAUGUCUGGCAGCAUACGAGCGACUACAAUGUGCUGAUGGCUCAUCUGGUUGUGGAUGGGCUAAGCGACCCGAAUGUUGUGGUGGAGCUGGCCACCCAACUGGCCUGUGGCAGCAGAUACAAUAUCAAACAUGCGACCAUACAAAUCGAACGUUUGACUGAGUAAUUCAAUUGCGCAAUUAGCCAUAGCUUAAUUACGUCUUAUCAUAACCCCUAGAAAUAUGUUAGACAACAACAGCAAUUUAUAUACGAAACGACCAAAAAGGCGUCUGGCGCGGCAACAAUUCAUGUGAUCCUAUUGAGAGAUAACUAGAAAUCGUAUUCAGGUCUCUUCAAUUGUUUUUUUUUUUUAUUAAUGCUGUAGAUAAAUGUUAUUUCUAGAUUGUACAACAAAAGAAAAAGCACAAAUGCACAUUAAGUAUACGUAAUAAAUAUAAAAUUUAGCUUUUAAUAUAUUAA
Molecule: messenger RNA, 3228 nt
Organism: Drosophila mojavensis
Lineage: Eukaryota; Metazoa; Arthropoda; Insecta; Diptera; Drosophilidae
Gene: ZnT41F
Product: zinc transporter 2
Exons: 10
Coding region: 1436-2935 (499 amino acids)
Biological process (GO): response to zinc ion; zinc ion transmembrane transport
Cellular component (GO): plasma membrane
Molecular function (GO): zinc ion transmembrane transporter activity
Source: RefSeq, a predicted model, not a curated record